Messenger RNA from Oncorhynchus keta (chum salmon), 3798 nucleotides. Its product is annotated as calcium/calmodulin-dependent protein kinase type II delta 1 chain-like. The coding region runs from base 474 to 2204 and encodes 576 amino acids. NCBI's taxonomy places the organism in Eukaryota, Metazoa, Chordata, Actinopteri, Salmoniformes, Salmonidae. Gene Ontology annotation, cellular component: cytoplasm; neuron projection. Gene Ontology annotation, biological process: protein phosphorylation. Gene Ontology annotation, molecular function: calcium/calmodulin-dependent protein kinase activity; ATP binding; calmodulin binding. The record is from RefSeq and is a predicted model, not a curated record. The transcript has 15 exons.
GAUAUUUGGGGAUUUUGGCAUUGAAUCUACUUCUCCAGAGUCAGAUGAACUCAUGGAUACCAUUUGCAUGAAGGAAGUUGGAGGUAGUUUUGCGAGCAAAUGCUAACUGGGGUUAGAGCAGUUACUGGAAGUCUAGCAUGCUAGCAGAUACCCAUCGACUUCGUUGUUGCGCUAACUAACGUCAGUUAGCAAUUGCACUAGAGCUAGUUAGCAGCUUCCUUCAAACUGCACACAGUCAUAACAUUUUUAUCCACUAGGUCAUCUGACUCUGGGGAAGUAGAUAAAGGGCCUCAUUGCCAAAAUAUUUUGCCAUUUCUGGUAUUGGAAGUCAAUGAUUUAUAAUUAUUGUGACAGAAAUGGAUUUACCACUUUCCAAAGUUUGAGGUAGAACAAAAUGUGAACUUGACUCUACUUCUCUCGAAUUGUUUAUUUUUAUAUUAUUUUAGUUUUGCUGUCCAUUUUUCUGUUCUCUGAUGUGUUCUCUCGUCCUCCCUUGUGUUCUCUCGUCCUCCCUUGUGUUCUCUCGUCCUCCCUUGUGUUCUCUCGUCCUCCCUUGUGUUUUCCUUGUCCUCCCUUGUGUUCUCUCGUCCUCCCUUGUGUUCUCUCGUCCUCCCUUGUGUUCUCUCGUCCUCCCUUGUGUUUUCCUUGUCCUCCCUUGUGUUCUCUCGUCCUCCCUUGUGUUCUCUCGUCCUCCCUUGUGUUCUCUCGUCCUCCCUUGUGUUCUCUCGUCCUCCCUUGUGUUCUCUCGUCCUCCCUUGUGUUCUCUCGUCCUCCCUUGUGUUCUCUCGUCCUCCCUUGUGUUCUCUCGUCCUCCCUUGUGUUCUCUCGUCCUCCCUUGUGUUCUCUCGUCCUCCCUUGUGUUCUCUCGUCCUCCCUUGUGUUCUCUCGUCCUCCCUUGUGUUCUCUCGUCCUCCCUUGUGUUCUCUCGUCCUCCCUUGUGUUCUCUCGUCCUCCCUUGUGUUCUCUCGUCCUCCCUUGCUUCUUCUGGCCUUGUCUCUCUCCUCCACAGCCAAUGCAUACAGCAGAUUCUAGAAAGUGUAAAUCAUUGUCACCAAAGUGGUAUAGUUCACAGGGACAUGAAGCCUGAGAAUCUGCUCCUGGCCAGUAAGCUGAAGGGAGCUGCGGUGAAGUUGGCAGACUUUGGCCUGGCCAUCGAGGUGCAGGGGGACCAGCAGGCAUGGUUCGGUUUUGCGGGAACCCCAGGCUACUUGUCCCCAGAGGUUCUGAGGAAAGACCCCUAUGGGAAACCUGUGGACAUGUGGGCCUGUGGUGUGAUCCUCUACAUUCUCCUGGUGGGCUACCCUCCCUUCUGGGACGAAGACCAGCACAGACUGUACCAGCAGAUCAAGGCUGGGGCCUACGACUUUCCGUCCCCUGAGUGGGACACGGUGACCCCCGAGGCCAAAGACCUGAUCAACAAGAUGUUGACCAUCAACCCUGCCAAGAGGGUCACCGCAACAGACGCACUCAAACACCCAUGGAUCUGCCAACGGUCCACCGUGGCGUCCAUGAUGCACAGACAGGAGACGGUGGAGUGCCUGAGGAAGUUCAACGCCCGGAGGAAACUCAAGGGUGCUAUCCUCACCACCAUGCUGGCCACACGCAACUUCUCAGCCAAGAGCCUGCUCAACAAGAAAGCUGACGGUGUCAAGAUCAACAACAAGACCAAUGUAGUCACCAGCCCCAAAGAGCCCCCCACACUGGAGCCUCAAACCACUGUUCUCCACAACCCAACUGAUGGAAACAAGGAGUCCAGCGAGAGCGCUAACACCACCAUGGAAGAUGAGGACGUGAAAGCUCGUAAGCAGGAGAUCAUCAAAGUGACUGAGCAGCUGAUUGAGGCCAUCAACAACGGAGACUUUGAAGCCUACACGAAGAUCUGUGAUCCCGGCCUGACAUCCUUUGAACCAGAGGCCUUGGGAAACCUAGUGGAGGGAACUGACUUCCACAAGUUCUACUUUGAGAACGCUCUGUCCAGGAGCAAGCAAGGGCCCGUCCACACCAUCCUGCUCAACCCCCACGUGCACCUGAUCGGCGAGGAUGCGGCGUGCAUCGCCUACAUCCGCCUCACCCAGUACAUGGACGCCAGUGGCAUGCCGCGCACCAUGCAGUCAGAGGAGACACGCAUCUGGCAGCGCCGUGACGGCAAGUGGCAGAACAUCCACUUCCACCGCUCUGGCUCACCCACUGUGCCCGCCAAGUAAGUUGAGAUGACGCCCUAUCCUGCAGCUGUUGCUGAUCUAUGGACCCCGCCUACCAAGUGUCUGUCACAUCCUCAUCCAAUCUCGGCCCAACUCUGCCAUCUCAGAGUGUUGUUUACAUAUCGUCGAUGCUGAACUGAACAUUCUUCUUGCAAAAGAUGAAAAGGAAAUACACAACAAUCUUGACGAUAUAAUUUUGUAUUUUAUCAUUUGAGUGAAAAUGUUGUUUUAUCACCUUCUGUCUCAUCGCAGGACAUUUAUAACUGAACAUUUUUUGUUUUUUAUUCUGAAACAAUGAUUUCCUCUUUUUGAACAUGUUUGAUGGGAAAAUGUUCAAUAUUAUCAGUGUCAGGAACAUGCGGUGAACCAACACCAAACUCAUCAAGUUAUUCAUCUCAUCUGAAUAUUACACAUCAAUCCCAAUAACUGAACUGAUAUAGGUUUAGCCUUAAACCAACAUUCCAGUCUGUCAAUCCUUCUUUAAAUGUCAGUCUUUGUGCAGAAAAAUCUAAGAACAUAAGUGAACGACAAACAUGAGCUUGCUUUUAUUUUGGUGAUGUAUAGACUUGUGAUUGAUGUGAAUCGCUAUAUCUUUGCUUAAACUCUGGAAUAUUAAACUGUUUAAUUAUGAGCUUAGUUUGCAAUCUUUUAACAAUUCAAGUUGUUCUCAACUGGCUCAAUAUUAAGUAUGAUUACUGGGAAUUUUUAUUGACAGUUUAUGUUAAGGGAAAAAUGGUAUCCUGUUUUAUAAUAUGCGUUUGUGUCUAUAUCAUCGCAAUGUGACCGAAUUCUCAAUGAUUGAUCUAUAGUUUACAUUCUUUCUUUCACUUGUAUUACUCAAAGCCAUUGUAUGACAUAUAGAACACUGAUUAAAAGUCUAAUCAUAAUAUUUUCAUAAGGCUGAUAAUUAUGUGAAUGUUAUUGGUCCUAUAUUUUUUGGGGGGACUAUUGACCCUUUCAUGUAUAGCGAAUGGUUCUGUUUCUUUAGUGUAGCAUCUCUCUCCCCAACCCCGUGUCCAUGCAUAAGAACCUAUGGAAGACAAAUAGCCUUUUACCACUGACACCUGGGUGUUAGUUACUCUACUUGACAAGUUGCAACACACAAUGUUUUAUACUGAGAAGGGAGACGGUCAUAUGGGAUCACGUUUUUCCUAGUUGGUAGAUAUUUUCAUAAAUGGGUGUUUAGGUUGGUUUUGCUGAUGGAAAUGUAAGGGAGUUAGAGAUGCAGUAAAAUUGAAUCAGGGUGAACCUAGAAUAUUGGGAUUGGCAAAGAGGUAAUCCAUUUGGGAUUAAAGGCACUGUGUAAAUUUGCCAUUAGGAUGUCCACUGUGGUGUUAAUAACCAUUACUUCCCCCAUUUAUUCCUACAGGAAUGGUGAGACAAUUUUUUUUAUUUUUAAUUACGUUGAACUGUACUAUGGGACAGUGUAUAUUGUUGUCAUUACGAGAAAGGACUGAUAGAUGUUUUAAGAAAUAUCAAAUAAAAUGUGAUUUCUGCCAAAUCUCUUAUUUCCAUGUCACUUUGCCCGUAGCUUAACGUUUGAGGUGAUCACUGUAAUAAACAAAUAAAAAUACAUUUAAAAAAAGUUACCAUUGUA